Molecule: messenger RNA, 1827 nt
Organism: Achroia grisella
Lineage: Eukaryota; Metazoa; Arthropoda; Insecta; Lepidoptera; Pyralidae
Gene: Ase
Product: achaete-scute complex protein T8-like
Exons: 1
Coding region: 116-1342 (408 amino acids)
Biological process (GO): regulation of transcription by RNA polymerase II; developmental process
Molecular function (GO): protein dimerization activity; RNA polymerase II transcription regulatory region sequence-specific DNA binding; DNA-binding transcription factor activity, RNA polymerase II-specific
Source: RefSeq, a predicted model, not a curated record
CUUCCUAGUCCAGGAACAGUUACUUUUAUCUACGUGAUCCCAUUAUCUAAAGAAUCCAUAACUAAUUUUAUACAAACAGUUAUAACAUGUGAUAAUUGCAACUCAUUCUUUCGAAAUGAGCUCCAUCGGCGUAGUCGUCUUCCGUAACUCAGCACUCGGGAAGCCGCAGGUGCUACAGGAAUCCGUGAAUAAUUCAGUGAAUAUAACAAACAAUGACGCCAACCAGAAAGUUAGACGUGAAAUUAUUAUUGUGAGAAAAAAACCUAAAAUUCAGUCUCCACCCGCAGCAAUAUCUGUUACUUCUUUAGUUCAUGCUACUGACCUGACUUCGGCUAAUAGUCUUGCAAAAAAACCAAGACUUCGGGAAAAUAUUAUUGAAGAAACCACUAGAACACCUACACCUCUGGCUGUAGCAAGAAGAAAUGCCCGGGAACGGAACAGAGUACGCCAAGUAAAUGAUGGGUUUGCUGCUUUACGUCGACACAUACCAGAUGAAGUAGCUGCUGCAUUUGAAAAUGCUAAUUCGAAUAGAGGACCUAAUAAAAAGCUUAGCAAAGUGGAAACAUUGCGAAUGGCUGUUGAAUACAUUCGAAAUCUAGAAAGUUUAUUAAAUAUCGGUCAUGCAGACAAAGAAAAUGGAAAUCGUCCAUCUAUGGACUCAUUCCCAUCCCCAGCAUCUUCUUCGCCAAGAGAUAAUAGCCAAGAAAGAAAUUAUUUUUCAUUAAACUCUCCGGCCCUCGAAGACGAUGACAUAGACGAGGAUGAUUUAGAUGGAACAUUACAACAAAUACCUCAACAUCAAUACGUAGAGUUACCAGCACCCGAAAAUUUUCAGUUAGUUUCUACUCCACAUUUGUAUGAUGAAGAAGAAGGAGCGGGACACCCUUUGACUCCAUCAUCUGACAUGCUUAGCCAAGAAGAUAUAAACUCCCAUCUUUUGGAAGGACAGUUUCCCUUUCCACAUUCUGCAGAGCAGUUCACAGUGAUUCCUGAGCAAAAUUACUUAAGUGAAGUUGACAUGCCAGUGACUGAUAGUGAGUUUGAAGCAAAAUAUACAGAAUCAAUCCAUCAACAAAUGCAACACAGCUUUAGUGAUGAAUCUGCGUUGUCACUAGACAUUAUUAAUCCGGAUUUAAUUCUAUCUCAUAAUCAGUAUAAAUUUAAAGAAGAACAGCGGGAAUAUAUUGACGAGAAUCAACAAUACAAUGAUGUAGAAUUAAAAAAGGAACUUCCAGAUAUUCAAGUGACUCCAGAAGAUAGGGAACAAUUCGAAGAAACGCUGAAAUGGUGGCAAGAAAAAACAAAAGCCCGUCCGCUAACCAAAUUUAAGAACUGUAAUUAACGCAAAUUGUGAUAAACUAGAAUUAAUAAUUAGAUAAAUGUAAUGUUAUUUAUUGUAAUUGUAGUAAAUAAUGGAUACAUACAGCUGUAAGUGCCAAAGUGGAGUGUUGGCGCGGGUGCAAGGUGUUCAGUAACGGUUGGUAGAAUAAUAAACCCUGUGCGUUUAUAACGUUUUUAUGUCAUGUUCAUGAGGUUUCAACUAGAUGCAAAAUGUCAGUUGAUUAUUGUAGCUUUUUAUAAACAUUUCUCUCUAUAUACUUUAAUAUAACCACUUAAUUGUAAACAAAAAUGCUUAUUUUAACUACAUAUUGUACUUGUUAUGUAUUAAUUCAUAGAUGAAUGCCAUAAAAAUAUGUUUAAUAUAUAGAAUGUAAAUAAUUUUCUUAAAAGGGCACCUAUGAGCUAAAUAAAUUAAUGUAAUUAGUGAAUGUAGUGCCUUAGAUAAUAACGAUAUUGUGAUGUUAAAUAAUAAUGAUUUUAUGACAA